CACAUUGUGUGACAGGCCAAUCACAGGCGCAUGGGGGCGAGCCUUGCGGCAGGGCGCGUUGGGACCGUGUGUCUGUCUGACGACUGCGCAGCUCAAAGCUUCCACUCCGGCAUCGAGGGACGCUGACGACACCCAUCCUCGCUCUUGUGUGACGGAGCCGAAGUCUCCCUCCGUUGCGUGACGAGCGGUCAUUUUUUUCGACACGGAGAGGCCUGUGUUUUUAUUCCCGCGGGCGGUGGAUCACGCUUCACGAUGCCCGGGCGACGAUCUGGCCGCGCUGCCGCCCGAAAGGCCGCGGCGGCUCUUGAGAGCACCCCCAAGCGCUUCGCCGACCUCGAGGAUGAGCCCAUGGCCGAUGCCGACGCCGAUGCCGACGCCGCUGCUGCCGCGGACAAUGCCUCGGAGCCCGAGGAGCCGCCCGCGCAAGACGACAAUGACGACGAAGACGAAGACGCUGCCACCGGGCGCAAGGGAGCCAAUCUGGCCGACGACGAUGACGACGACGAAGACGACGACGACGACGCAAAGGAGGAGAAGGAACCCACGCCGCCGCCCCAACCCGUCAUUCGGAGAAAGCGGCUGGGCCGGCCACCCAAGAACAAGCCCCCGGACUGGGACCCCAUGGUCACCGUGACCGAGGACACGCCCCGGCGCAGGGGCCGCGGUGGAUGGAGGGGCCGAGGAGGCCGCAAGGGAGGCGCCCCUCCGCCCAAGGCCGAGCAGGUCAUCGACGCCGAGGGCACCGUCGCCGAGAUUGUUGACGACGAGUGCGUCCUGCCCGACGACCCCGAGGGCGAGACCAAGGUCGACAAACUGGGCAAUCUCGAGGGCGGACGCGAGUAUCGUUGCCGCACGUUCACCGUCAUGGGCCGGGGGGACAGGCUCUACAUGCUGUCGACGGAGCCCGCCCGGUGCGUGGGCUUCAGGGACAGCUACCUCUUCUUCACCAAGCACCGGAAGCUCUACAAGAUCAUUGUCGACGACGACGAGAAGCGCGACAUGAUUGAGCGCGACAUCAUCCCGCACUCGUACAAGGGCCGCUCGAUCGGCGUCGUCACGGCCCGCUCCGUCUUCAGGGAGUUUGGCGCGCGCAUCAUCGUUGGCGGCAAGCGCAUCCUCGACGACUACAGCGUGGCCCAGGCCCGCGCCGAGGGCGUUGUCGAAGGCCAGCUCGCGGACCCGGACGACCACUUCGUCCCCGGCGAACCCUACAACAAGAACCAGUACGUGGCGUGGCACGGAGCCAGCGCCGUCUACCACACCAACGUGCCGUCAGUGCCGGUGCCGAGCGGCAAGCCAGAGUACAAGAAGCGCAAGGUCAACGUCAACGACACCAACUGGAUGCUGGAGCAUGCGCGCGAGGCGAGCAUAUUCAACUCGGGCAUCAACGCCAUCCGCAGACUGAACAACGCCGGCGUCUACGACAUCCACACCAACGUCAUGCAGUACCCCGCCAUCAUGCAGCCCACACUGGCGCGGGUCGAGCAGGUCGCGCCCGAGGACGAGGACUCCACGAGGGGCAGCAGCCGGUUCCCGCCCGUGUCGGCCAAGGUGGCGCGCAACUUCAUGGUCACCGACACGUACUUUGAGAGCCCGCCCGCCGGCGCCGCGCCCGUGGCCUUGGACGCGGGCGACUCUGCCGACUUUUUGUCGGCCUUCAACGGCCUGUCCGCCGUGUCCGACGACAUCAAGGACCUGCUUCCGCCCGAGUGCCGCCAGGCGUUUGACGCGGCCAUGGGCAGCAACGCCGAGUGGAAGUCGCGGUGGGGCCCGGAGAGCAGCACAAUGGCCCGGCGCGGCCCUGUCAUCGACAAGGCCAUUGUUCCCUACAGUAUGGGCUGAGACGACGAGUCGGGGACACGGCCCACGGAUGGUAUGCGAUGGGAUGGGAUGGGAGCGAGGGAUGUAUCUGUAUGCUCUAAUGUAUGGGUCGUCGUGGGCGCGCGCGAGCGCUCACCACGCACGGAACGGCUAGGCGCGGAUGGCGUUGGGCAUGGCUCACUCACGAUUGGUAGAGUCCGUCAGCAACGACGGCGAUUUACACACACAAAGGAUGUUCUGUUAUUUUUUUUCCAUCAACGGGGACUCUUGGCAUGUGGUUGCUUUCACACCGUGGCAACACAACCAACACACCUGUCAAGGAUGUGCGUUCUGGCUAAUUGGCAUACAGAGGCCUAGUCGCGGUAUUUCAUACAUCUUCUACCCACACCCACCUACACCACCUCCCAUUCUACCCCGUCGAGGUCCGACGGCCGGUCACCCCGAAAAGCCUCCCACAGGCGCUGCUGGGCACGCAUCGCCUCCACCACCACGGCCCCCG
Messenger RNA from Purpureocillium takamizusanense, 2320 nucleotides. It is a transcript of the gene NPL6, whose product is annotated as chromatin structure-remodeling complex subunit RSC7. The record is from RefSeq and is a predicted model, not a curated record. The coding region runs from base 253 to 1842 and encodes 529 amino acids. The transcript has 3 exons. Gene Ontology annotation, molecular function: chromatin DNA binding. Lineage: Eukaryota; Fungi; Ascomycota; Sordariomycetes; Hypocreales; Ophiocordycipitaceae. Gene Ontology annotation, cellular component: nucleus.